AUGGCAAUUAAUAAUGUUGAUGCUAUUCGCCCUUCAAAUUUUGUUAUUGGUACAGAGGCGCGAGCUUUUCCUGACUUUUAUUUAUAUACAUCAGAGUCGUACAAGAAAAUUUUUAAUUUUGCUUCACAAUUUACUGAAGCAUUUUCGAAAGAAUCAACGUGGGCAAUAAAUGAUAAAGAUUCGGAUCGUGAUAUAGUUUGUCAAUUAGAUUCAAAUGGUUUUGCAACAAUCUUUCGAAUAGAUUAUGGUGACGUACAACGUAUUCGUACGUGGAUGUUUCAAAUAUACCGUCUGGCUCAUCACUGUACAUUAUCAAAUAUAAUUAGACCAAUAAAUGGCUGGCUAUCAAACGUUAUUGAUAAAUUUCAUGCACAAUUAAAUAGGCCAAAUCUUUAUGCACGAUUACCUAAUUAUAGUGGAAUAAGACAAAUAUCAGAAGUUGAAAUAAGUGUAAAAGGAUCAACGAAAAGAUUUCAAAUUGAUUUACAAAAAUCGAUGCAAAAUCUUCAGAGAUUAUCAUCAUUGGUGAAAUAUCAAGCAAUUGCUUUACAAGAUAGUCGUACUUUAUGGCAUCGUGCUAUUAUAUUAUAUGCUGAAGCUAAUUUAUCAAACGUCUGUGUUUAUUUUGUUGAUAUUGGUCAUAAAGAACGCAUUUUAAUAAAUAAUAUUUAUGAAUUACCUAUAGAAUUUGAAAGUAAACCAGCAUUUUCUAUUCCAUGUUGUUUAUAUAAUGUAUGUCCAAUUGAUGGUAAUGAACGAUCAAUAUGGAAAUUAGAUGAUAAAGUCUAUGAUGAAUUUAUUAGACUUAUGGUUAAUACUGUUAAUUGUACAGUAUGCUCAAAAUAA
This is a messenger RNA of Rotaria sordida, 846 nucleotides long. The record is from the annotation of a GenBank genome assembly. Lineage: Eukaryota; Metazoa; Rotifera; Eurotatoria; Philodinida; Philodinidae.